CAGUCAGUCAGUCAAGUGCCAGCCAUUGAAGCCAACGAUUCCGGAUUUCGAAUUCCGGAUUGGCGUUCGCAGCUGUCAGAGCGGAAUUCGCAAUAGAAGUCAGCGCCAUGAAGCUGCCGCUCGGACUGUCAAAAUCCGUACUUUUCACGGGACUAUGUGUCGCCUUAAUGUCAGCAGCCCUCUCGAACGCGCUCGAUUGCUAUGCGUGCACCUAUUUGGAUGGGUACAGUGAUACCUCCUGCCUAAACAACGCCAGUGCAGUCAGAGUAAUAAACUGUACCAUGAAAUACUGUUUCACGAUGCGCGUCGAACUUAAGCGCAACUCGAGCAAGGUGAUGUCCUUUCUGCGCGACUGCCAGGACAAACCGGUGAUGCUUUAUGGAAACAUACCAGAUGACACGUCUCGCACUUACUACUCAUCCUGCCAGCAGAACCGCUGCAAUGGGCACAAUGGACGGGUUAAGAACUCAACGAAUGGAACUGGAGGCGGUGGAAUUCACAAUGCCAUAGUUCCAGGAAAAAAUGCUGGCCAAAGGGUGUUUCCCUGGCCAUGGUCAGUACUUUUUUUGCCUGUCCUCAGAGUUUGGCAAAUGCAUUUAACACAUGCCACGAACUUGGCAUAAGCGAAGAAAGCUCUACAUAUCCCGCCAUAUCAAGCAUUUUAAAAUGCCUUGCAAAUAAAUUGUCUGGCUUUCAUUAAAUGACACUUCUCAAACCAA
Drosophila elegans is the source of this 719-nucleotide messenger RNA. RefSeq lists its product as uncharacterized. The record is from RefSeq and is a predicted model, not a curated record. Lineage: Eukaryota; Metazoa; Arthropoda; Insecta; Diptera; Drosophilidae. The transcript is spliced from 4 exons. Bases 108 to 623 code for a protein of 171 amino acids.